AUAUCAUUCGUCAACUGUUCCGCGUUACAACAACAAGUUCAGUUUCUGAAUUUUGUUUCUUCAUUCCUAAAAGAGAGAAAUAUAAUUUUUUUGCAUUAACAAAAAUGGAAAGGUGGGCCGGAAAAGUUGCCGUUAUUACUGGAGCUUCGUGUGGAAUGGGAAAACUCCUUUGCGAAGAGCUCGUUAAAGCAGGAAUGAUUGUUAUCGGGCUAGGGAGAGAUACGAAAACCAUUCAAAAACAUGCAGAUGAGUUGAAAAAGGAAAAGGGUAAACUCAUUCCAAAGGCAGUUGACUUUUGUCCCUUGAAAAAUGAUGGAAGUCUUUAUCCCGACGCAAAAAAAUAUAACCAUCAAGAUAUUAAGGAGGUAUUCGAGUUUAUUGAUAAAACAUACGGAGCUGUUCAUAUUCUAUGCAAUAUGGCUAGCCAAGGAACUUCGCCUUGUCUAUUGGAAGAUGAAAUUGGAAUGUGGAAAUAUACAGUUGAGAUAAAUAUCAUUGGUCCUGCCGUUUUGUGUAAAUACGCCAUAGCUAAUAUGAGAAAGCAUAAUGUCAAAGGACACAUUAUCAACGUCGGAGGAACGGCCAGCUAUUAUACAUCCAUCUUUAUGGACUGUCACUUUUAUUCCGUUACGAAAUUUAUUUUAAGAGCUAUGGGAGAUGGACUUCGUAUGGAAUUCAGAGCUAACAACAUACCAAUUAGAGUAUCUCAUAUUGGACCUGGUCAUGUUUUGACUGGAGCUCAGGAUAGAGGAGAAUCGAAGACUUCUGAAGUCUACGAAGGAUUUUUGGAAUUUGCCAAAAUCUAUGGAAUGAAAAGAUCUACCUUCCCCAGAAGAUUACCAAUUGAUGCUACAGGUGAUAAAGUCUACACUAGCGGCCUCUUACCCGCUUUGCAAGCUCAAAAUGUUAUCGAUCAAAUUUUGGGUAUGAUUGCUGCCGACGAUGGCGCUGAGGUAAUGGACGUAAUAAUGAAGCCAACUGACAGAAAACACACUGUUCUUGAAACUGACUUGUACUGGAGACCGUGAAAAAACUAAGAGAAAGACUAUAAAUCGAGAAUUGAGUGGUUGUGGUCUUUAACACUCCUCUAAAUGCUUUUCUCUUAUAUUAUUUCAACUUUCUAAUAUCCAGUUGAAUAAAUAAAUGAGAAAUUAUGCAAUUGA
This is a messenger RNA of Dimorphilus gyrociliatus, 1163 nucleotides long. NCBI's taxonomy places the organism in Eukaryota, Metazoa, Annelida, Polychaeta, Dinophilidae. The record is from the annotation of a GenBank genome assembly.